AUGAAAGGACCAAGAGUUGCGAUUGCUCACAAGAAACCUGACGCAGAGAUUUUGAGGAAACGCAAGGCAGAGAACAAAACGACAAAGGAGAGAGCGAGCAAGAAGAAGGAUUCUGGUGCUCCCAAGCGUCCUGCCAGUGCUUUCUUUAUCUUCAUGGAGGACUUCAGAAAGUCAUUCAAAGAAAAUCAUCCUGAUAACAAAUCUGUUUCAGUUGUUGGGAAAGCCGGCGGGCAAAAAUGGAAGUCGAUGUCUGAUGCUGACAAAGCUCCAUAUGUUGAGAAAGCCAAAAACAGGAAGGCAGAUUAUGUGAGAGCUUUUGAAGCUCAUGAGGAAAAACUUAAUGGCGGUGGGGCUGAUGAAAAGCCUGAGGACUCUGGAAAAUCCACUUCUGAGGUCCAUGAUGAGGCUGAGCAGGAAUCCAGCUCUUAGAUAGAUCUCAGAGUUGCUUUGGGAUCAGGGUGUGUACAGUGGCAAAGGAAUCAUCAACUGAAUAGCUGUUAUGCUUCUU
Molecule: messenger RNA, 508 nt
Organism: Pistacia vera
Lineage: Eukaryota; Viridiplantae; Streptophyta; Magnoliopsida; Sapindales; Anacardiaceae
Product: high mobility group B protein 3-like
Exons: 7
Coding region: 1-429 (142 amino acids)
Source: RefSeq, a predicted model, not a curated record